This is a messenger RNA of Oreochromis niloticus (Nile tilapia), 2369 nucleotides long. RefSeq names its product carbonyl reductase [NADPH] 1. Gene Ontology annotation, molecular function: carbonyl reductase (NADPH) activity. NCBI's taxonomy places the organism in Eukaryota, Metazoa, Chordata, Actinopteri, Cichliformes, Cichlidae. The transcript is spliced from 7 exons. The coding region runs from base 672 to 1499 and encodes 275 amino acids. The record is from RefSeq and is a predicted model, not a curated record.
UUUAAAUAAAACAUUUGGAUCUCAAGUCAAAAUACCAAAUAAAGUGACUUUAAAAUAUAAGGUUGAGUGGUCUGAAUGUUACAGUGUCCCCGUAUUACACAGAGUGCAUCACUACUCCUCCACUUUUUCUUUGCCAAGCCAAAUGCCUCAAACGUAUUGGUUUGUCCAGUUUCCUCUUCACAUGUCUGUAUGGAAAUCUGCCUCCAGCAUCUCGGAGCUCUUCUUCCCUGGACCAGUUAAAACCCUGUGAGAGCAGCUGGGGUUUUUUUUAAAAACAUUUUCUGGGAUAUUUUUUCUCCAAUAAGAUUCUUUAGAACAUUUUUGACCAUUUUGAGAUUAAGCAAACCUUUAAAAACUGAUGCUCUGCACUUAACCAGCUUAUAAACUAUUGUCUGUUGAAUCAGGACAGCAGCAGUUUUCAGCUGUAUUAACAGAAUACACUGUUUCAUUUUGGUUCAGUAUUAAAUGUUAUUGUUUUAUGUGUACUUCAGCAGCCUAUUAAUAUUCAACUACCUGUUAGUUAGGGUUAGGGUUAUCAGUGCUUUAUGCACUGAUAAUGUUCAAACUCCACCCAGCUUCCCUCCCAUUAUUUGCAGUAUAUAAUUCAUUGUCAUCUGCAUCCCUCUCAGUACUGCUACAGCUCCAUUCAGCAUCACAACAGCAGCAUAAACAUGUCGACCAAGGUUGCAGUGGUUACUGGCAGUAACAAAGGCAUCGGUCUGGCCAUCGUCCGAGCGCUCUGCAAGCAGUUCGAUGGAGACGUUUACAUCACUGCCAGAGAUGUCGGUCGGGGUGAGGAAGCAGUGAAGACUCUGAACUCAGAGGGACUGAAACCCAAGUUCCACCAGCUGGACAUCAAUGACCUGAACAGCAUUAAAACUGCUGCUGCCUUCUUUAAAGGGAAGUAUGGAGGAGUGGACAUUCUCAUCAAUAAUGCUGGAACAGCAUUCAAAGCGUCAGACCCAACUCCCUUUGGUGUCCAGGCAGAGGUGAUCCUGACGACAAACUUUUUUGGAACUAGAGACAUGUCGACACAUUUCCUGCCAAUGAUCAGAGCUGGAGGUCGUGUGGUGAAUAUCUCCAGCAUGCUUAGCGUCACUGGUUUGAAACAGUGCAGCCCAGAACUCCAGCAGCGUUUCCGCAGCGAGGACAUCACAGAGGAUGAGCUGGUGGGACUGAUGAGAAGAUUCCUCGAUGAUGCCAAGAAAGGCGAACACAAGCAACAUGGUUGGCCUGAUAUGGCAUAUUCAGUGUCUAAGAUUGGAGUGACGGUGCUGUCCAUGAUUCAUGCUCGCCGUCUGUCUAAGGAGAGACCAAAUGAUGGGAUCCUGGUGAAUGCCUGCUGUCCAGGAUGGGUGCGCACUGACCUCACUUCACCAGAUGCUCCCAAGUCACCAGAGGAGGGCGCCAUCACUCCUGUUUACCUGGCCCUGUUGCCUCCCAGAACCAAGGAGCCUCAGGGAAAGUUUCUCUCAGACAAGGAAGUCCAGCCGUGGUGAAAGAGAGUUUAGUGUGUGAUUCCAGAUGAAGAAUUAUUUGCAAGACAUUUAAGAUUUAAGAAAAGUGAUGUUCCAGGCAUCAAAUACACAAACCAUAGCUGUUAUCAUGCUAAUUUGCAAUUUUAAAGUGCAUCAAACAGACUGAUUUUGUUCCGGUGAUGUGGUAUAUGCUUGUUUGUGUAUUUUGGGAUAAAAUAAUCCGUGUUAAAGUGACAGUGUUCAUGAUGACUACUCAAUUUGUGGCCUGUUUCUAAAACUGUAUGCCUUCUUUUUGAUGUGCAACGCAAACUUGCUUUAACUGAAAUCAAAGAAAAUAAAGUGCUUUUAAUUAAGACUCAUUAAUAGCAAUAAAUCUGCAUUGUAAAUGUAUUUUUCUAAUAUAAAAUCAUCCGUACUAUAAUAGAUCAUUAUUAAAAAAGUGAUGAGGCUGGGGUUUCAGAAGUAAUACAGCAGCUGCAUUUGGCACCAUGAGACAGUUUUUAGAGCAUCUUGUCAAGUCACAGUUGCUUUUGCCUGUUCGGUAUUUGUACCACAGGGUUCAAGGUGUCUCUAAAUUAAACCGCUACUUAAAAACAUACAGCUGUCCAACCUUCCUCUCAUUUGUACAAUUCUUGAAAGAGUAGUUAUCAAACACCUAACUGAUCAUUUGUAGGGGAAUGGUCUAUUUGAAGAGUUUCAUCAUAGCACAGAAACAGCACCAGUGAAGGUUGAGAAUGACCCCGUGACCUCUGACAGUUGUCCUGUUAGAUCUCAAUGCACCAUUUGAUACUUUUGACCUUUAUGUUGUACUUCAGAGAUUAAAACACACCACUGGUAUGUAAAGAAACUGCAGUGCACUCGUUCGAAUCAUAUAUAUUAAUGAGAGUACAG